AUGAAAGAAUUCAUUACCCACGCCAAACAAGCCCAAGCCAUGCAAAAGAAAAUGGAAAGGGAGGGUAUUAUGGGAAUAAUGAAUGACCCUAAACUAAGAAAACAAAUGGAGGAGUUGCAAAAGAGGUUUGGCGGGAAAGCAAGUGAGCGCAGUUGGUUAGCGCACACCGCCGAUAACGGUGAGGCCGGUGGUUCGAGUCCACCUAUUGGUGCCAAAGUAAGACCGAGGGGUGAUUUGUUUGCUGAAAACAAGCCACUACGGAGAAAACCCCCGAUGGAUAAUUGUCGAAUGAAUCAUAAGGAGAACACUCCCGAAAAGUUAGCCGAACACCAAAAGAGACAGGAAUUAAUAGAAAAAGGUUAUAAACCUUGUCAAGGAAGGGGAAUAAUGCCUUUUCUGGCUGGUUUAGAAAAAUGCGGAAUAUUAAUUCCCCCUACGACCGAAUACUGCGAAAGAUGCAAGGAGGAGCAACGAAAAGAACAAGAGAGGAGCGAGGACGGACAUAUGAGUGAUGGCCUUUGUGAAAGUAGCAUAGAAUUUAAAAAUGGUUCACUUCAUGUUUAUCCCGAGGAUUUAAGCAAAAUCCCACCUCCACUUUUAGAAAGAUUUGAGGUCAAUGUUGUUCCUUCACACUCAAAAAAAAUCUUUCCUAGUGGUGGCUCUUAUUCUGACAAUUUACAAGACCAAAUAAGCAACCUGGAAAGUAAAUUACAAUGUGCCAAGCAGUCUGGCGACAAAAGUGAAAUAAUUUGCGGGCAAGCCAAGCCCGGUGCUAGUUUAGCCUUUUUAAAAAACAUGACCUUGUUUUGUCGGGAAUUUAACGAAAAAACUAAAGAAAGAAACGGAGAAUUAGUUAGCGUGGAAAUAGUGGUUUAUCCUGACAAAACUCAUAAUCAUUUAAUAAAAAAAGCCCUUGGUGAGAAAAAAGAAAUUACCCAAGCAGAAUUGGAACAAGUGGCAAAAGAAAUAAUGUCAAGUUUAAAUACUGAGGAUAUCGAAAAAGCCAAAAAAAUUGUGGCGGGUACUAUCCGAAGUUUUAAUGGUGUUAAAGAUUAUUAA
Ambispora leptoticha is the source of this 1059-nucleotide messenger RNA. NCBI's taxonomy places the organism in Eukaryota, Fungi, Glomeromycota, Glomeromycetes, Archaeosporales, Ambisporaceae. The record is from the annotation of a GenBank genome assembly.